Harpegnathos saltator (Jerdon's jumping ant) is the source of this 2534-nucleotide messenger RNA. It is a transcript of the gene Nasp, whose product is annotated as Nuclear autoantigenic sperm protein. Gene Ontology annotation, molecular function: histone binding. Gene Ontology annotation, cellular component: nucleoplasm. Gene Ontology annotation, biological process: DNA replication-dependent chromatin assembly; CENP-A containing chromatin assembly. The record is from RefSeq and is a predicted model, not a curated record. The coding region runs from base 557 to 1825 and encodes 422 amino acids. The transcript has 3 exons. NCBI's taxonomy places the organism in Eukaryota, Metazoa, Arthropoda, Insecta, Hymenoptera, Formicidae.
UUGUCUCUCUAGGGGAAUGACAAGCGAUCUUACGUAUUUCGAUGCUACAUAUUAUUAGGUCUACUCGUCCUCGCGCACAACACACUUCUGGCACACCGGUUCUGAACUGCAGUGCAGAGGUUGUUCGAAAAUAAACAGACCAUUAUGACGAUGACACAGUGUAAAGUACGAUGUGAUCCUCCCGAUGUGCUCAUCAGACCUUCCGAGCGAGGAUAUCUCAUCUAUUUACGAUUCACUUACGAUACAAGAGUGUUAUGUUUGCGUCUUUUUCUUUUUUCAUCGCUUCUCCAUUCUCCCGACUCGCUAUGUUGGGGUUAAAAUGCUUCAGUGAUUCGGUCGUGUUUCGCGUCAAGAUUCAGCGACUUCGCGGCUAAUGAGUCUUUGCACCCAACUAUCGGUGUUUGCGUUGUUAAACUUACAUUCCCAGUUCGUGAUGGGUUGCGGCUACGGGUUUUGGAAAGACUUGAUUCGUUAAGUACUCGAGUUGUGAGUACUUGCCAAGUCCAAAUAUUUGUGAUUACUAAAUACUCUCCAUACAGAUACAGGGUGAUUCUCGAUGGCUGAUGUUUCCGAGGAUGUGCUGAUCAAAGAUGCUGCUACAGCGAUAUCUCAGGGUAAACGUCACCUCCUAGUGCGCGACUAUAAUUUAGCAGUGGUUGUAUUGGCACAGGCUUGCGAGCUUCUUGUUCGGGAGCACGGUGAAACAGGUGAUGAGAUGGGUGAGCUCUACCUGCUUUAUGGACGUGCUCUUUUGGGGUUAGCUCGCGAGGAAGCAGGAGUAUUGGGUGGUGGUGUACCUGGCUCCGAAGAGGCUAGCCAAGAUGAGGAUGUUCAAGAGGAGGAAGAGGAGGAGGAAGAUGUUGAGGAGGAGACAGCUGAAGAAAAUAAUACAUCUGUGUUGAAUGACAAGGGGAAUGAUCGUAAGCAGGAACAGCUCAAUGGCAAGAAUCCAGAGAAUUCCACUGCCGAGGACGAGAAGACAGAGAAAUCCAGUAAAACUGACAACUGUCAGAUUGAAGAGCAAGAAAGAAGUAAGAAGCAGAAGGAGGAAAUUCCCAGUUGCAGUCGAGAUUACGAUUUAGACGGUGGUAAAUCCAAUGAUGGCACCAACAAGACUGAGGAUGUAUCGGAGAAUGUCGAGAAGGAUAAUGAUGAGGACGAUAUAAAUAAUCUGCAGAUUGCCUGGGAAGUGCUGGAAUUGGCAAAGUUAGUGCUAUUGAAGCGUGGUUCGUCAGGUUGGAAAUAUCUGGCUGAAGCGUACCGCCUUUUGGGUGAAGUAGCUAUGGAGGGAGGCAAUCACGAAACUGCAUUGAUAGAUCUACAGGGUUGCCUGGAUUUGCUGCAGAAAAUCACUCCGCGCGACCAUCGUGCGAUCGCCGAGAUUCAUUAUCAGCUCGGGCUCGCGCACGCAAUGGCCAACGAUUUCGAUGCUAGCAUUGAACAGUUCAAGCAAGCGUCAGCCUUGCUUGAAGCGCGAAUCGUACAUCUUCAGAGCAUGCAGGACGAUCCACCUUCCGAGUCUUGUAAUGAUCCUUUCUACACUGUUCAGGGUGAGAUCAAAGAGCUAAAAGACCUUUUGCCCGAGAUUCAGGACAAGAUCGCCGAUAUCAAGGAUCUUAAAAGAGAGGCUGAUGUCAUCAAAGAGAUCAAGGAGGAUGCGUUGAAUGAUGCCGCGGAAUCGAGCGACGCUACCGGAAAUGGCGCUACAUUUAAACCCGCUAGUGAUAUCUCGCAUCUGGUGAGGAAGAAACGUAAAGCGGAGGAUGAAGCAGAUUCUGCCGGUAUUAUUUGUAAGAAGUCGACGGCGCAGCGCGAAGACGCGUGAAAGGCGCGAGUGUGCGAUUUUACGAUCAGAACGCCUAGAUCUGAACUCUUGAGAGACACGAUAAUAUAGAUAUUUUUCGCGAACAUGUAGAGAUCCCAUAAUUGUUAAUGUGCGCCGAAACGGUGUUCUUAAAAAAGAGAAAAGAAAGAAAAGAAAAAACGAAAAAGAAGGGAAGGAGGAAGGCGACAGUGGAUUCAUUCCCAAGAUAAUAAGUUAAUCAAAAGGCUUGUUUCUUCAUUUUUACUUCCUGUUCAUUCUGUUCUUUCCUUUACCAUGUAAAAAAAAGUUGAUAAACUUUUCGAUCAACAUGAUAGGUAGUACCAAUAGUAGAAUAAUUGUCAGGUUGUCGGGAGUUUAUGUAGAAAAAUUCAACGUUUAUAUACUUGGUCUUUAUCAUACAUUCAGUAGAACUGUUUUGCGACUGCGGAAACUGCUAUAUUUGUACAAUCUUGAAAUACGAAGUGCUGUUACUUUUGUCGAUUGUGUAAGAAGUGCAUGCCGCUAUGAUGUAGGAAUAAUAUUUCUUGAAAAGAAAAAGUGACAAUUUCGGUUAUUGGAUCAUGUUCCAGAUAUAAACAAUUGUCAAGAUGCGAAAAAUUCCUGCACUUUAAGAUAAUUUUAAAAAAACAAGUGUCAAGUUAAUUUUUUCUCUUUUUUUUAUCAUCCGUGUACCAGUGUAUCGUAAAUUGAAUAAAUUUGUUCGACUUAA